ACACGCAGCGCCAGUUUGCUGCCUCUCACACACACACAGCAGAGUCAUGGGGAAGACAGGUGGAAGAGGCGACUUUGAAUGGGUCUACACUGACCAGCCGCACACCUCCAGGAGAAAGGAGAUUUUAGCUAAAUACCCACAGAUCAAGUCUCUGAUGGGUCCAGACCCCCAGUUAAAGUGGGUGGUAUCAGGCAUGGUUCUAACCCAGCUCCUGGCCUGCUACCUGGUCCGCGACCUGUCCUGGAAGUGGAUCUUCUUCUGGGCUUAUGCCUUCGGAGGCUGCAUCAACCACUCCCUGACUCUCGCUAUCCAUGACAUCUCUCACAAUGUGGCCUUCGGCAACAAGCUGGCGAAGUGGAACCGCUGGUUUGCCAUGUGGGCCAACCUGCCCAUUGGACUGCCCUACUCUGCCUCCUUCAAGAAGUACCACGUCGACCACCACCGGUAUCUGGGAGGGGACCAGCUGGAUGUUGACAUCCCUACAGACCUUGAAGGAUGGUUUUUCUGUACCCCUGCUAGGAAGGUCCUCUGGCUCUUCCUCCAGCCAUUUUUCUAUGCCCUGCGUCCAUUAGUGGUCAAUCCUAAACCAGUUGGUCAGCUGGAGAUCCAGAAUGCACUAGUUCAGCUUAUAGUAGACCUAAUUAUCUACUAUUUAUGGGGGUUGAAGCCUAUUGUUUACCUAAUUGCAGGGUCUAUCUUGUGCAUGGGACUACAUCCUAUCUCUGGACAUUUCAUAGCUGAGCAUUACAUGUUUCUGAAAGGACAUGAGACUUAUUCUUACUAUGGACCACUGAACUUGAUCACCUUCAAUGUCGGGUAUCACAUGGAGCACCACGACUUCCCCAGCAUACCUGGCAGUAAACUACCUCAGGUUAAGGAGAUAGCAGCAGAGUAUUACGACUCUCUGCCCCAACACACUUCCUGGAGUCGGGUUUUAUGGGACUUUGUGUUUGAUGACAGCAUCGGACCCUAUGCUAGAAUCAAAAGGGAGUACAAGCUAAACAAGAAGGAAUAAAUCUGACAAUUAGAUUUUCUACUAAACAGAAAUGUGAAUUUAAUUUGUUAAAAAUCCAUUUACUUCAAAGAAAAGUCUUCAUAUUCUUUCAGUUUUUUCCAUGCAGUGUACAUAGCGUGUUUGACAUUUUCAUCUGUGUUCAGUUACUGCAUGGUAAAUGAAUGUUCACUUUUUGAGUGCAUAAGUACACCAUUCAUACAGAU
Molecule: messenger RNA, 1218 nt
Organism: Acanthochromis polyacanthus (spiny chromis)
Lineage: Eukaryota; Metazoa; Chordata; Actinopteri; Pomacentridae
Gene: degs2
Product: delta(4)-desaturase, sphingolipid 2
Exons: 3
Coding region: 47-1015 (322 amino acids)
Biological process (GO): ceramide biosynthetic process; sphinganine metabolic process
Cellular component (GO): membrane
Molecular function (GO): sphingolipid delta-4 desaturase activity
Source: RefSeq, a predicted model, not a curated record